UUGUGACAGCGUAGCUAACCAGCACUAGUCACGAAUGUGUCGGGGCUCCUGGUAGGAGAGUAAUAUAUAUAUAAAUGGAAAAAUAUUAAGUUUUAUUGCUCCUCUUGAUUUAUCCAUUCGGGAUAUUUUGGAUAUUCGCAAAAAGGGGUUGGUAAUGUGUGCAAGACGAGCAAGCUAACAUGCUAGCAGGGGUAACGGUAUUUUGGGUUUGCUGAUGUUAAAUAGUCCGCAGCUGGCUGAGUUGGCUAGUCUUAAUGGCUCAGCUAACAAGCUAACGAUGACCAGUUGGUCAAAACCUGAAUUUGUGCGAAGACUUUCUGGAGAUAAAGUCAAGGAGGGAUAAGUGAAGAGGCAUGGAUAGCACCAGAGAUGUAAUUUCGAGCACGGGCUGUUUGGGUUAUUUACAGCUGGAUACCCAUGGUGUAGGAUUAGCUUGUUUUCUCCGCGGAGUGACGACGUUUGCUCCUCUCAGCUGCAUCAAACACGGGCGUCGGUGAUGCUGUCGACCGCUCGCCAAAAGACCCGGUUCUCCGAAUUGGGACAGAGCACCCAAACUUCAUCAUAAAUCAUGAAAAACUGUGAGUAUCAACAAAUCGACCCCCGGGCACUUACGACGCCCACCCCGACCCCUCCACCUCAUCAUGGACACGACGGGGAUAAGAGAGAAAAGCCCAAGAGACCGAGGAGAAAGUGGGAAAUUUUCCCCGGGAAGAACCGCUUCUACUGCGAUGGACGGAUCAUCGUGGCCCGGCAGAGUGGAGUAUUACCCCUCACCCUGGGCCUUAUUCUCAUCACAUGUGGAUUAUUCUUUAUAUUUGACUGUCCCUUCCUGGUCAAACACCUGACCAGCUGCAUACCUGUAAUUGGAGGAGGCCUCUUUGUGUUUGUGCUCAUCACCCUGCUCCAGACCAGCCUCACUGACCCCGGCAUCCUGCCCAGAGCAACGCCAGAUGAGGCGGCAGACAUUGAGAAACAGAUCGACAACACGGGCAACACCAGCUACCGGCCGCCACCGCGCACCAAGGAAGUCCUCAUCAACCAGCAGGUGGUGAAGCUCAAGUACUGCUUCACCUGCAAGAUGUUCCGACCUCCGCGCACCUCCCACUGCAGCCUGUGUGACAACUGUGUGGAGCGAUUUGACCAUCACUGCCCCUGGGUGGGGAACUGUGUGGGGAAACGCAACUACCGUUUCUUCUACACCUUCAUCGUGUCCCUCUCCUUCCUGACGGCGUUCAUCUUCGGCUGCGUGACCACACAUCUAGCGCUAAGGGCUCAGGGUGGAAAGGGCCUGGUGUUUGCUCUGCAGGAGAGUCCAGGCAGUGCAGUGGAGCUGGUGAUAUGUUUCUUCUCAGUCUGGUCCAUUUUGGGCCUCUCAGGCUUCCAUACAUACCUGGUUGCUUCCAACCUGACCACUAAUGAAGAUAUUAAAGGCUCCUGGUCGGGGAAGAGUGGAGAAGAUGUCACCAACCCGUACAGUCAUAAAAACAUCUUUAUCAACUGCUGCUCUGUGCUCUGCGGACCCAUGCCACCCAGCUUGAUCGACAGACGAGGUUUCCUACCCGCGGAUGAAUCCGCCCAGACAGCCGGCUCAGACAUCGAGCUGCCCAUUCUGGCCCCUAAAAACGAGAUAAAUGUGUGCACACAAGGAACUAAAGGUCUGCUGGAGUCGGCCACCCUCCCUCCGCUGCUGUCCACCUCGUGUCCUCAGGGGAAACCUCAGACAGCUCAUACCUGCCCAGACAGCAGCCCCGCGGUGCACCCUGACCCCUCACCGGAGCUCUCCACCAGCUGCGGGGCCCGCCACACUGCUAGCUCGCAAGGCGAUACCUCUCCACCACAUCACACCAAGACUCGAUCAAAGAAAAGCAAACGAGCGGCUUUGCAUAUUACCAACCCUUCCUUUGACGACGCCCCAGUUUCCCCUACCUCUCUGGACGCUGGCCCCAGCUCCAAAGCCAGGGGCCACAAAAGUGCCAGCUUCGACCCUUUGCGCUGA
Messenger RNA from Plectropomus leopardus (leopard coralgrouper), 1996 nucleotides. RefSeq names its product zDHHC palmitoyltransferase 18b (gene zdhhc18b). Gene Ontology annotation, cellular component: endoplasmic reticulum; Golgi apparatus. Gene Ontology annotation, biological process: peptidyl-L-cysteine S-palmitoylation; protein targeting to membrane. Gene Ontology annotation, molecular function: protein-cysteine S-palmitoyltransferase activity. The record is from RefSeq and is a predicted model, not a curated record. Lineage: Eukaryota; Metazoa; Chordata; Actinopteri; Perciformes; Serranidae.